GUAGCGGGUGGUUUCCAAAGCUGGUCGCAGGAAUAAAGCGUGUUCUUUGUCGCACGAGUGGCGUGGCGCGUUUAAGCCGGUAGUUGAGGCGCUGAGGGAAGCUGUAGUGGGAGUGUUCGAGGAUUCGCUUUGGUAAACCUUAUUCCCUGUUCCUUGUUCUCGGUUCCCUGUCCCGGAGUCGCAUUUCAUGAUUUCUCCCCCUUUUCGCUCCUUCUUAGUUACCCUCCUCCCCUUAGUCCUUCAAAGAACCAUUGACCCCGGAGCGGCCCUUGUGCGACCUCGGGUAGGACGAGCUCGGCUGUGCCGAGUGUGGCCCCUGGACUCGGUCGGCAGAGUCCAAGAGUCCCCUAAAGAGCUUCUAAAAUAAGAUGAUGCCCAGUCUGACCCUCCCAGACCAGCUGAAACAGAAUCUCUGGGAAUGGGACCAAGUACGUUUAAAGUUGAAGUUUGCUGCUCAAAAUGGCAGACCCAGAUGUCCUCACUGAGGUUCCUGCAGCACUGAAGAGGUUAGCCAAAUAUGUGAUCCGGGGGUUUUAUGGCAUUGAGCAUGCUUUGGCCUUGGACAUCUUGAUCCGGAACCCUUGUGUGAAAGAAGAGGAUAUGCUGGAGCUGCUCAAGUUUGAUCGGAAGCAACUUCGAUCAGUUUUGAAUAAUUUAAAGGGAGACAAGUUCAUCAAAUGCAGAAUGAGGGUAGAGACUGCUGCAGAUGGGAAAACCACUCGCCAUAACUACUACUUUAUCAAUUAUCGUACUCUUGUUAAUGUGGUAAAAUAUAAAUUGGACCACAUGAGAAGGAGGAUUGAAACUGAUGAAAGAGAUUCCACCAACCGGGCUUCCUUCAAAUGUCCUGUCUGUAGUAGUACUUUUACAGACUUAGAAGCUAAUCAGCUCUUUGAUCCCAUGACAGGAACUUUCCACUGUACUUUUUGCCGUACAGAGGUAGAAGAAGAUGAAUCAGCAAUGCCCAAAAAAGAUGCACGCACACUUUUGGCAAGGUUUAAUGAACAAAUUGAGCCCAUUUAUGCUUUGCUUCGGGAGACAGAGGAUGUGAACUUGGCCUAUGAAAUACUUGAGCCAGAACCCACAGAAAUACCAGCUCUGAAACAGAGCAAGGACCGUGCAGCAACUACUGCUGGAACUGCUGGCCUGGCAGGUGGGCACCACCGGGAAGCAUGGGCUGCCAAAGGUCCCUCCUAUGAGGAUUUGUAUACUCAGAAUGUUGUCAUUAACAUGGAUGACCAAGAAGAUCUUCAUCGAGCCUCACUGGAGGGGAAAUCUGCCAAAGAGAGACCCAUUUGGUUGAGAGAGAGCACUGUCCAAGGAGCAUAUAGUUCUGAAGAGAUGAAGGAAGGUGGCAUAGAUAUAGAUGCAUUUCAAGACCGUGAAGAAGGCCGCGCAGGGCUGGAUGAUAAUGAAGAGGUUAUGCGAGCACUGCUCAUUCAUGAGAAGAAAACUCCCUCUGCCAUGGCAGGCUCAGUGGGGGCAGCUGCUCCUGUGACCACUGCUAAUGGCAGCGACUCAGAGAGCGAGACCAGUGAGUCAGACGAUGACUCCCCACCCCGUCCAGCAGCUGUGGGCGUACAUCAUCGGGAAGAGGAUGAGGAAGACGAUGAGUUUGAGGAAGUAGCAGAUGACCCCAUUGUCAUGGUGGCUGGUCGUCCGUUCUCCUACAGUGAAGUGAGCCAGCGACCAGAGCUGGUGGCACAGAUGACACCAGAGGAGAAGGAAGCAUACAUAGCAAUGGGACAACGGAUGUUUGAGGACCUCUUUGAGUGAGCUUUCCCUGCCUUUUCCUCCUUUCGCUGAUGCUCAUUUCAAAAAGAAAUUGCCUACCCUUGAAGGAAAGUAUUUAAGUGGCUUUCUGCCUCUUUUGAUGUAAACCGACUGUUAAUCUUGCACAAAAAAUAAUGGGAGACAAAGUUUGAUUUUUAUGCCAGAAACUUCCCAACAAGGUAGGUUGGCUACAAGCAUUCCCUUCCCUGCUAUUAUUACAGUAUUAAUAUUUUAGUGUGUUUUCUUAUCUAAUCUCUUUCCUUUUCAAGGCAUUGUUGCCCUUCUGAAAUAAGUGAAGGAAGUCUAUAUUCUUUCUGUCGGCCCUCAGAAGCCCACUAUGAUAGGUACAAUAAUUCACUGAUCACAUUUUUAAAAAUCUGUUCUGACCAAGCAUUCUAAACAUUUCCUUAUAUUGCUGCCAACCAAAGCAGCUUGCCAACAGCAAAUCACUGAUGAGGGAAAAAACAAUCUUAAAACUUCAUACUGCCUCACAAUUGAGAAUAGAGUCAGUAAGUAAUGGGAUGAGGGAGAGUAUGCAGAAGGGGGAUGGAUAGACCUAAAUCUCAUGAUUAAUAUCUAAACCAAAAUGUGUGUCUUUAGAACUGACCUGACUGAUAGAUUCUAUUGUUUUGCUUACUGCUUUUCAGUUUGUGUGUUGGAUGAUAAAAACAGAGAGUGUGCUUGGUAAACCCUUUGAAGAAAUUAGAAAAAAACAUGAACUUGGAACAGAGAGUCCACGUAAAGGGUUGGAGUGGAAAGCAUUGGGAACAGUGCCUUUCAGAAUUGCCUGAGCUUGCGCUGAUUUGGAAAUCUUUUAUAGAAAGAUGAGACUGGUCCCUUUCUUUUUCCAUUCUAAUACAGUGCUUUAAAUUGUUUAAUGAGGCCAUUCCAGCAGUAAUUAGCACAUAGCAAUGGAUUUCUCCUCUCUUUUCUCUCUCAACAUCAUUGAAAGCUUUCUUUGUCUCUUUUGAUUGUUGUCAGACAUGGUUUUUUAGAGUAUAUCCAGUAUACUGUUGAGCAUUGUAACCUCAAGGAACGUAGUUUAUUUUUGGUUCUGGUAUGUAGCAUGGUAUUAGUCCCUAAGGCAGAGCUUUAAAAGUAAGGAACUUUCAUGUAAGAAUCUAUAUCAAUUGUAUUUUUUGUAAUGCUUUCCUUUGCAUUGUAAUUUUUAAGUAUUUAUCAUUUUAUAGUACAUGCGUGAAGUUAAGAUAGCUUUUAGAGUAUCUGAGCCUUAUGUGAAGUGAUGUUUCAUUUACCUGGGUUAUAUAAAUGACUGAAUAUUGACAGCUCUAUUUUAUACUGACUGAAAUGUGUUAAUUUCCAGCUCUGUAACACCUUGGAGCAUAAUUAAAAUGAAUACUCUUCUCAUUAAAAAAGUUUCAGACUUUUUUCUCUUAUUAGUCCUAUUUUAAAUAAUAGAUGCAAUUGUAUGUGGACCAAACUUUUUCUGACAAUAAGUUGCUUUAAGAAUGAGUUUUAUGUAUAUACCUGGUACACAUGGGCUGUUCAGCUUUUAAACAUUGUUUUUUAAACUUUCGUAGUUCUAGAACGAAGUUCAUUUAAAGAAAAUAGUGAUCAGAUGUUAAGUUUUAAAACUUAGUUUUGGGUAAAACUAUCAGCUCUUUAUUUCAAUGAAUAAAUGUUCUCACUUUUUUCUUGAAUCUAACUUGCAUAUUGUACUUCCUAAAACUAGCAUUCUUUUUUUCUUUCCCAUUAUCUGCCAACUUCUUAAAGGAUCAUAGACUAUUUACAUCUUUAUCUCCAUCUUGCAGUCUGGAUUUUGCCCUAUUCCUACACUGAAACAGCUUCCUCCAGUCCUAACUGACCAGCCUAACAGCCCUUUAUUCCUCAAUUUCUUUAGCUGCUCUUCAGUAUUUGAUACUAUCAACCCAUUCUCUCUCUUUGAAAUGUUUUCAUUUAGUACCUUAGCCAUUACAAUGUCCUUGUUCCCUUGUUCUCCUUACUUCAUUGUCUGUUCCUUCUCAGUCUUCAGACUAUACUUUUCCCCCUGCUGUACGUAUAAGCAUACCUCAAGGCCUAGUUCUUUUUUCCCUUCUUUGUGUGUGUAUGUCUGCAUGUACAUGUGUAUGAGUUUAUAUUAUGGAAAAACUUCAAAAGUGAAGACAAAAGUAUAAGUAAGUGUAUUCAUUGCAACAGUGUUUGAAAUUGAAUAGAUAGAUGCAUAGAUAUACUAAAUAUGGACUAAUCAGGGAUGAAAUUAUUUUCCUAAGAAACCAUGUAGCUAUUACAAAGAAUGUACUGAUAGGAAAAAAUAUUUGUAGUGUGUUAAGUAUAGAAGGAUUCCAUUUUUCUACAUGUGUGUACAUGUAAAGAAAAAAGCUAAUAAAUGUAUCUAGGUACCAACUUUUUAA
Pteropus alecto (black flying fox) is the source of this 4145-nucleotide messenger RNA. RefSeq names its product general transcription factor IIE subunit 1 (gene GTF2E1). The transcript has 6 exons. Lineage: Eukaryota; Metazoa; Chordata; Mammalia; Chiroptera; Pteropodidae. The record is from RefSeq and is a predicted model, not a curated record. Gene Ontology annotation, biological process: transcription initiation at RNA polymerase II promoter; transcription open complex formation at RNA polymerase II promoter. The coding region runs from base 460 to 1776 and encodes 438 amino acids. Gene Ontology annotation, cellular component: transcription factor TFIIE complex.